GGAGCACUGUUGUCUGAUCAAGUUGAAUCGAUACGGACAUAGUGUUACGACAUGGCACCAGCAAAGGCGCUGCCGCCCAGCAAGGCAAAGACGCCCGCCGAGAAGUGGAAAGCGUGGCUAGCAUCUGAAUAUAACGAUGAGCAGAAGUUCAAGGCCAACCUUGCGCUCUUGAGGGCAUUGGGAUUAUUUUCAGCAUCAGCGUUCGUCAUCAUCAACUUUGGAGACGCGUUCUCCGUCUAGACGCAGUCUGCAGCAGCAGAAUUGGCUCCGUGCUACUCUGAUGUGAACCCACAGCAGACUGAGUAUGCUGCUGACCACUGGGGACCGUCGCUGCAUCCGUUGAAGUUGUCACACAUCAAGGAAGUGCUUGUGCAAUGAGCACCAAGGGCAGAUCUUGAUGAUGGAACCCCCUGACCGCCAAGCAGAGGCUGAGUGGCAGCAGAGGCACUUGUGACGGCUUCUACCAUGAAGCACAAAAUGGUAUCCAUCAGAUAUGUCGUGGUGGUGCCGCGGCAUGCUGCGCGGAAGCAUGCGGCAUGAUAGAUGGGAUGAGUUUCCCUUGAUGCAAUGCAUCUUCACGGCUUGAAGUUAGCGCAGUGACUUCAUCUGAAUCCACAGCUGUACUUUGAUAUGUCAAGAGGAAUUUAUUGCUUGAAGUCAGCUUGAUGCUUAUGAGCUUGGUCAUUCUGGGGAGGUUGACCGUGCGAGGACAUAUGUAUGAUUUGUAAAGCUGAUCACCUGCGCU
Messenger RNA from Coccomyxa subellipsoidea C-169, 745 nucleotides. RefSeq lists its product as hypothetical. NCBI's taxonomy places the organism in Eukaryota, Viridiplantae, Chlorophyta, Trebouxiophyceae, Coccomyxaceae. The record is from RefSeq and is a predicted model, not a curated record. The transcript has 2 exons. The coding region runs from base 52 to 240 and encodes 62 amino acids. Gene Ontology annotation, cellular component: mitochondrion; mitochondrial outer membrane translocase complex.